Molecule: messenger RNA, 1028 nt
Organism: Drosophila grimshawi
Lineage: Eukaryota; Metazoa; Arthropoda; Insecta; Diptera; Drosophilidae
Gene: eca
Product: transmembrane emp24 domain-containing protein eca
Exons: 2
Coding region: 168-818 (216 amino acids)
Biological process (GO): Golgi organization; intracellular protein transport; endoplasmic reticulum to Golgi vesicle-mediated transport
Cellular component (GO): Golgi apparatus; endoplasmic reticulum; COPII-coated ER to Golgi transport vesicle
Source: RefSeq, a predicted model, not a curated record
GUGUAAAUAAUACUAGUGUGUGUUUGCCAAGUGGCAGCUCUCUCGCAGCUGUCAAAUUGGAAAUUGUCAAUGUAGCCACUUUGCGUUUUUCUCAUGACGUGUCGGCGAGCUUAGUUUUGAUAAUACAAAUAAUCCAAGCUCUAGAGUAAUUUAUUACAAAAAAUAAUAUGCGCAACCAACUCAUCUGCCUGGCACUGAUGCUGUGCGCGUUACACAGCGCUAGCGGUUUGUACUUCCACAUAUCGGAAACGGAGCGCAAAUGCUUUAUCGAGGAGGUGCCCGAUGAGACGACUGUGAUUGUUAACUACAAGGUGGAGCUGUAUGAUCCGCGCUCCAAUGGCUUCAUGCCCUCUUCCCCGGGCAUUGGCAUGCAUGUGGAGGUGCGCGACAGUGAUGACAAGGUGAUUCUAUCGCGUGUUUACAGCUCGCAGGGACGCAUAUCGUUCACAUCGCACACGCCCGGAGAACAUGUGAUUUGCAUGUACUCCAACAGCACUGCCUGGUUCAAUGGCGCCCAGCUGCGCGUGCAUCUGGACAUACAGGUGGGCGAGCACGCCAUCGACUAUGCCAAUGUGGCGCAGAAGGAGAAGUUAACCGAGCUGCAGCUGCGCAUUCGCCAGCUCCUUGAUCAGGUCCAACAGAUCACCAAGGAGCAGAACUAUCAGCGUUAUCGCGAGGAGCGUUUCCGUCACACCAGCGAGAGCACAAAUUCGCGUGUGCUGUGGUGGUCGCUGGCGCAGACAGUCGUCCUCGUCUGCAUGGGUUUCUGGCAGAUGCGGCAUCUGAAGAGCUUCUUUGAGGCCAAAAAACUGGUGUGAGCUGGUGGGCACACAUUCAGCACAUUCAGGCGCUUAGUUACUGGUUGUUGGCCUUCAUCUCGUUCUCUAUGCAACCAAAUUUGUCAAUCGCGAAUUUCAUCGAUGUAUCAUCCAGAUCCGUUUUUAGUUUUAAUUGUCUAGUUUGGUUUCAUCUGUCGAACUAAAUACCUUUUCUGCAUAAUUUAAUAAAAAUCCAUUGUAAAAUACGAA